This is a messenger RNA of Micromonas pusilla CCMP1545, 2146 nucleotides long. RefSeq lists its product as uncharacterized. The annotation marks the transcript as partial. The transcript has a single exon. Lineage: Eukaryota; Viridiplantae; Chlorophyta; Mamiellophyceae; Mamiellales; Mamiellaceae. The record is from RefSeq and is a predicted model, not a curated record.
AUGUCGUCCUCCGCGCCGGCGUCGCGCGUUCCCGUCCUCGCGGCGACGGGAGAGCGCGCGCGCUGCGCGGUCUACGCGCUCGCGCGCGGAAGCGCGCGCGGGGGAUGGGCCGGCGCGGGCGCGCGCUCGCGCUCGCGCUCGGAGUUGACGUCGGAAUGCGAGGGAGGAGGCGGAGGAGGAGGAGGAGUAUUCGCCGCGGGGACGGCGCGGCCGCGACGGCGGGGCGCGCACGCGCGAUGGGUCGCGCUCGCGACGACGCCGACGCGCCGCGGAGGCGCGCCGGAGCCGAACGACGGGGAGUCGUCGUCCGCGGGAGCGACGCCGUCAAUGCGCGUGGCGGAUAACGCGUCGAAUUUGACGAGCUCGUCCUCCUCCUCCUCCUCCUCCUCCUCCUCCUCCUCCUCCUCCUCCUCCUCGCCGGCGCCGACGCCGCCGAAGCGCCGACGCGGCCGCCCGAAGGGCACGCGCAAGGUGACGACGUCGCCGACGCCGGGCGACGCGAUGGGGAUCGCGUCGCUGCUCUGGCGGCUCGCGAGCGAGGACGAGGAGACGCUCGGACGCGCGCGCAUCCAACCGCACGGCCUCGAGGCGGUGGUGCCACCGAGCGGCGCGUCGUCGCGGAAGAAGAAGAAGAAGCUCGCGAAACGGCGCGGAGACGACGAGGUCGGCGGCGGAGGAGCGUCCAGCACGGAGGAGGCGAGCGCCGCGCUGGACGCCGCCGCGAGAAACGCCGCGAGCGACGCGCGACGCGUGUCUUCCUCCUCCGCGACGACGACGACGACGACGACGACGACGGAUGACGACGACGACGACGACGGCGGCGGCGACAGCGUGGAGAAGAUAGUCGAGAGCAGCAUCCUGAGCUCCCUCGGCGAGACGAUCGAGAUGCUCGACGAAGAAGCGCGCGCUCGAGGAGCGCCACGCCGCGCGGACGACGCGGGCCUUCGCGAAGACGAAGAGAAGAGGGACGCGCGACGUAAGGAGGCGGCGGCGACGGCUGGGAGAAAAAACAGCGGCAGGACGCGCAGCGCGGAGACGCGUCGCAAGAUCGCCGGCGCGGCGAGGGAGCGAUGGCGCGCCGCGAGAGAGAACGCGACGAACGCGAAGACCGCCGAGGUGGCGGCGACGGUGCACGCGCUCAAACGCGGCGCCGCGGCGGCGGCGGCGAAAGCCGCCGCCGCCGCGGGGCGAGACGCCGUCUCGCGGGCGGAGGGCGUCGAUCGCGACGACGCCGUCUCGCGGGCGGAGGGCGUCGAUCGUGACGACGCCGUCGCGCCGACGCCGCGAGGCGUCGUUCAACCGCGGGAGGCGCCGUUCAACCCGUCGGCGCCGUGGGAAGCGCUCGCGCUCGGCGCCGGUCAACGCGCGUACGAAGAGACGAUCGCCGCGAUUCAAUCGUUUGACGAGGACGACGACGACGACGACGACGACGCGUCCUUCGAAUCGCCGAACGCUUCCUCAGACGACGUCGCGGACAGAGCCGCGGCGUUCGCCGCGUUGCUGACGCGGUCGGGAGAGGUUCCGAACUCCAUCGCCGCGCGCGCGUCGAUGUCGACGUCGACGUCGUCGAUCGCGAAGGCUGGCGUCGGCGCCGCCCCCGCCCCCGCCCCCGCCUACGCCGCGUUUGAAGACGACGACGACGACGACGACGACGACCCGGAGCUCAAGGAGACGAAGCGGAAGAUGAAGAAGCGCCUCGCGGACCUCGCGAAGAAACGCGCUGAGCUCACCGGGUCGGGGGUGAGCCCUUCGCUGACGGUGGCCAAGUUCAGCGCCGAUCUCCAGCGGUACAAACGCCUGAGGGACGACCUGAAGGAAUGGAGCGCCGCGUUCGUCGCGCGGCGCGGCCGGAUCCCCACCGUCAAGGACGUCGAACGGACCGGGAUUGACUUUCUCGUGAAGAACUUCAAAGACUACGUCGCCCUGCGGGAUAAGCUCAUGUCUCAGACGCCGUAUCUGAGGGGGCAGAUGGAGGACGUCGCGAGGGAGACGCUGCCUACGCCGCGCGCCGCGGGGUGGAACAAGAAACCGCGUCAAGGAGGAACGACGAGGGACGGCGGUCAGGGUCAGGGUCAGGGUCAGGGUCAGGGUCACCCUGGCGCUUCGUUCCAGGGUAAACCCGGUCCGAACGCGCCGCGGUAUCCCG